AUGUCAGGCGCCUCAGCAGCCGCGGGCGCCGGCGUGUCUGGCACUGGUGACAGUCCGACCGGCGCAAUCAUGGUCUAUGUGACCGUGCCAGACCAGAAGACGGCCGACCACCUCUCCGAUGCCCUGGUGUCAUCACACCUGGCCGCCUGCGUCAACGUCAUCCCGGGGUUGACGUCGGUCUACUGGUGGGAGGGGAAGGUCAACCGUGACUCAGAGCUCCUCUUAGUCAUCAAGACCAAGGGCAGCCUGCUGGGGGAGCUGACGCAGCAGGUGAAGCGCCUCCACCCCUACGACGAGCCCGAGGUGGUGGCGCUGCCCAUCCAGGGCGGCAGCGCCUCGUACCUCAACUGGCUGCACGACUCUGUGGCCGCCCCAGACCUGGAGAGGCUGAAAGGGAUCGAGAAGCUGCCAGGAUAG
Molecule: messenger RNA, 417 nt
Organism: Monoraphidium neglectum
Lineage: Eukaryota; Viridiplantae; Chlorophyta; Chlorophyceae; Sphaeropleales; Selenastraceae
Product: periplasmic divalent cation tolerance protein
Exons: 3
Coding region: 1-417 (138 amino acids)
Biological process (GO): response to metal ion
Molecular function (GO): copper ion binding
Source: RefSeq, a predicted model, not a curated record